Molecule: messenger RNA, 1053 nt
Organism: Penicillium nucicola
Lineage: Eukaryota; Fungi; Ascomycota; Eurotiomycetes; Eurotiales; Aspergillaceae
Product: wax synthase family protein
Exons: 2
Coding region: 1-1053 (350 amino acids)
Biological process (GO): lipid metabolic process
Source: RefSeq, a predicted model, not a curated record
AUGCAGGCCCUGAACUUUUUGUUGAUCAACUCCAUGGACUGCCAAGAUAUCUCACGCGGCGCGAAGAGUAUCCCAGCAGUGAGAUCUCGAUUAGUCGCAGCAAUCCGCCUGCUUGGUCAGACCCGCGCGGUUAAUACACCAUGGCAGGUCAAGAAUGUUCCUCCUCAUCCGCAAUAUUACAGCCGUCGAGAAAUGCCGGUACCAAGGAGAGCACGGUUUCUUCUGCGCCAGCUUGUCAUUGCCACUUGGCAAUACCUUGUUCUUGAUAUUGUUCAGACUAUUUCAAAGCAGCAAGCUAUUGAAAAAGGACCACAAGAAUCGAUCAGGUCAAUCGAAUGGGUUGUACCGGCGGGCCAGUGGAUCGAACGGAUCGCCACACAUCUGUCUAUCUGGUUUAUAGUGAAUCGCUUGAUUGGUGAUCUGGCAUAUCGAGCUCUGUCAAUAUUUUUCGUUGGGAUUGGACUCGACUCUCCUUCUGACUGGCCGCCAGCUUGGGGAAGAAUGAGCGAUGCGUUUACAUUGCGCAACUUUUGGGGGAAAUUCUGGCAUCAAUUCAUGCGUCGGCCAUUCACAUCUAUCAGUAACUACGUUUCGCGGGAUGUCCUGCACUUAUCACGAUCAUCCUUGUUGGAGCGUUAUACGAAUAUUUCCAUUGUAUUCAUCGUCUCUGCGGCGUUUCACAUUAUUGUCGAUAUACUGCAAAGUAUUCCUAUGGGAAGAUCGGGUUCAAUACCAUUCUACCUCGCAUUUAUCCUGGGAAUUAUGCUAGAGGACGGCGUACAAGAGCUUUGGAAGCAUAUGCAAGCCCGAAGCGAACCCCCAUCAGCAAAAGAAGAUGUUCCCCUUUGGAAACGGCUCGUUGGACUAGUCUGGGUCAUGCUCUGGCUUGGAGUCACCUCGACAUGGUAUUUUACACCAAUGAUUCAAUCCACCACGAAAGAUAUACGCAUGGUUCCCGCUAGUGCAGCCAGCUACAUUGGCCUUGACCCGCUAAUUGGAAUUGUGAUUCUCAGCGGUGGAGUUAUUGCACAUAAAUUCGAAAUCGAGAUAUAA